AUGGGAAAAGAUAAACAAUCUGAUCAGCCAAUUGAAAUGUUGGAAGCUGAUCAACUUGAACAAAUGGGACCGAUUGGUGGAUUGUUUGGUGAGGAGAUUGCAUUCCAAGGUAUCGUUAGUGUUAGCGAUGAUGGUACAACAUUCAAGCAGAGGAUAUUGGUGGUCGGUCGUUAUAAAUCACUGAUCAUAAAAAAGACAAAAUACGCCAAGACAUUGGCAAAGUCGAUACAUCACUACGAUCUCAUAGAGAUUGCAGAACCUUCGAUUACAGGUGCAGGUGCUAUCUCCUCACAAGAGUGUAUAGAGAUCAAAUACAAAGAUAACAACAGCAAUCCAGGUGCAAACAAUAACAAGGUGGCCGACAACAAUAGCAAUAAUCCAUUCUCUUCUCUCUACAUUAAAUCACCGGAUCGCAAAGUAGAGAACAUCAUUAUCAAAUCGAUUGUAUUCACAACUUUGACGAUAUCGCGUGGAUUCCCAGCGGAACUUAGAUUGAGAGUGACACUUCCCGCCAAUCGAUAUCAACCGAUUCAAUUCAAUCAUGAUUUCGGUGCCGACGGUAAAGGCAUUGCCGAACAAUACGUUGCACACUCACAUUACUUUAAGAGAAAGGCAACACUCGACUAUUUGCGUCAUCUUGAAACACUCUACCUAACUCGUUAUCCAGAGUUGGAUCUCGCUCAAAUCCCAGGUAUCGAUCCAACCUGUUCACUUGGUUUCAAUUUAUUUACAGCUAUUAUUACACUUAGACAUAAUACAUUUAUUAGAUCUUUAAAGAUUGUAAAUGUUCCACAUAUCAAUGUUAUUUCAUCGGUUGCAGAGAUGAUGUAUACGAAUACAGUGAUCUCAGAGUUGAAUAUCUCUGGUCUAUUAACAGAGCAAUCGUAUGCACCACUUGGUAGUGCACUACAGCAUAUAGGUCUGACCAGUGGACUCCAAAAACUGAUUCUCUCUAACAAUAUGAUGAGUUAUGAAUCGGUGGUUAGUUUGGCAGAUGGUCUUGCAGCAUUCAAUCACUCAUUGCUGCAUUUGGAUAUCUCAAAGUGUGACAUCUCACCGAGAGGAAUGGCGCUGAUCUUCCAGGCAUUCGAGAGAAACUUUGCAAUGUCACUGACACUAGAGACACUGGUGUUCUCUGGCAAUAGAUUCCAAGACACUGGUACCUCUGCGUUUGUAUCGUGGUUGUGUAAGAUUCGUGGUGCUCAUUCGUUGAAGGAGUUCCGACUGUCUGGCUGCCAGUUGAACUUUGGAAUGUUGGCAGCUGCUCUCAGAGCGGUCGAAGCUAUCGAGUAUUUAGACAUUUCAAAGAAUAAGAUUACAUUGGUAAAUGCCAGGCUGUUGGCAACCGAGGCAUUGAGUUGCUUCCGUUCAUUGCGAUAUCUCGACAUGUCAGAGUGUGGAUUGUUUGGCGACUCUCUGAGAACCAUCUUGACUUCGUUCGUUGCCAAUCAAAAGCUAUCACGCCAUUCUCUCACUUUCAAUCUAUCGAAUAACGGAUUCGCCGGUAACUCUAGCCAGGUUCUCGUCGAUUUGCUUGGGGAGUGUAAUUUCAUUGGUGGAUUGGAUUUAUCGAUGAACAGUUUGAACAGUCGUCAGCUCAUCGAUAUCAUGAAUGUACUCGCCAAAGUAAGUGGUAUGAUCGCACUAAAUAUUGGUUAUAACAGCACACCCGCCGAAGAUACAGCGUUGGUCGCUGCAAUCAUCGACUUUGUCGGACGUCAUUCGCAGCUGGCCAAGCUAGGAUUGGCAUCGUACCGUGGAUUUGGACAGACACUACACCCACUGAUUCAAUCGUUGAACAAUAACAAAUCGAUAACAGCAUUGGACAUCACUGGAAAUGAAAUGAACGAUCAUGGUGCAUGUCUUCUUGCCGACUGCCUGAGAAAUAACAAGUCGAUUCAAAAGUUAUUUAUCUCUGGCAAUAAGUUUACUUCGAUUGGAUGGCAAUCAUUGGCAUCGCCAUUCAUCUACUAUCGUAAUACAUCGGUGAUAAAAAUGGAACUUCCCGUACCCUCGGAUCAAAUCAUGACAAGCGAUGCGAAUACUGCUAUACUUAAUCCAGAACGACGUCAACAACUCGAGCUAACAUUCCAGAGUAUUAGAUUGCAUCUGGAGUUGAACAAAAACCGUGUUUCAGCGGCAUCUCGAUUCAACUACUUACCGUCAGUGGAUCCACCCCUUUUUGUUGCACCUCCAGCAAAUGUACCUGAUCACCUUGCAGCAGCUGCACCUCCAAGAUCUUCACACACAUCAACUAAUGGAUCAAGUUUGAGAGCCUCUGGUGUUGCAGAGACUCCAGGAAAACCAAUGUUACCAUCUAUUUUUGCUAAACCAAUUAAUACUUUGACACACUAUCUACCAAUAUUGAAGGAUAUGCCCGAUACAAUUGGAUCACUCACACCCACCAGAAAAUCAAAUGGUGCUCCAUCUUCUUGGGAUGAUGAUAAUGGCUGGAAGAAUAAAGAUCAGGAUGAAGAGGGUGAUCAUUAA
This is a messenger RNA of Heterostelium album PN500, 2490 nucleotides long. Its product is annotated as leucine-rich repeat-containing protein. Gene Ontology annotation, biological process: regulation of Arp2/3 complex-mediated actin nucleation; cell migration. Gene Ontology annotation, molecular function: protein binding. The record is from RefSeq and is a predicted model, not a curated record. NCBI's taxonomy places the organism in Eukaryota, Evosea, Eumycetozoa, Acytosteliales, Acytosteliaceae. Gene Ontology annotation, cellular component: lamellipodium; plasma membrane. Bases 1 to 2490 code for a protein of 829 amino acids. The transcript has 3 exons.